AUGCAGGCUGACGAUGUGGCCAAGCUGUUGGAGUCGACGCAAGCUUCAGCAGAGGCUGUGGUAAAGGUGGCUCAGGCGUUGGAGAAGAGGUUUGGAGAUGAAAAGAAAGAGAAGUUCAGUGAAGCUUCAAGGGUGAUUAGGCAACCUGACCUUUUCCACCCAAAGAACUAUGAGGAGGAAAUCACUAUGGGGCCUGACUGGCGCCUUAGCUUUCGAAGUUGGUUGAUUUACGCCUGUGAGGACUUCAAGGGCGACCUGGACAAAGCAGAAACUGCAAAUGGCCCCAUGGAGUUCAUAGACAUGUCCCUGGAGCAGCACAGCCGAGCAGAGAAGUUACAUUCAAUCUUGGUUGGACUGUUGAGGGGACGACCUCUCAAGCUGUUGCGUUCAGUGGAAGAUGGAAAUGGGUUGGAGGUUUGGCGUGAACUGACGCGCCAAUUAGCCCCAAGGACAAGAGCAAGGAGUUUGAGCUUGCUACAGGCAUUCCUCAACCACCCGAACUUCACCAAGGAGAAGCACCUACUUGAACAAGUUCUUGGACUCGAGCGCAUUGCAGAGGAGUACCAUGCGGUGGCCAAGGAGGAGAUUUCAGAUAACACCAAACUAUCUGUUCUUCUACGUGCAGUUCCUCAGAAACUUCGACAGCAUCUUCAACUGCAGUUGGAUGAAGCUGCAACAUAUGCUGUUGUACGUAACCGCGUUCUGGCCUAUGAAAGGACUACAACUUCUUGGACAUCUCAAGCAAUUUACCGGGAGUUGGACAUCAAGGAGUGUCCUGUCAGGUCGUUGAGACAGGUGACAGAUGACACAAAACAAGCUGCAGGUAGCCCCGAAGCUGCUGGUUCAACAGCCAGUGGAAGUGGAGGUGGAGCGCAGUCACAAACCACGGUGCGCAGAGUUCAGAUUGUGGAUUUGGACUUGGAUGAAGGAGAAGAAUCAGAUGCUGAAGGCUCAAUCAGAAUGGUGAAAACAGAGGAGGUCUAUGACAUGACCUAUUCACAUGAGGAUGAGGACUGGUGCGUCUGUGGGCUAGAAGGCGAUGGUGUCGUUUACUUCGAUAGCUUCACGGGUGGCACUGCAUGUCCUUUUGGUGGAAAGAAUGGAAAAGGUGGUUCGAGGCCAUCUGAAUGUGGCUUUAUCAGAGGAGUCACGCGUGAAAGAGCUGUCAGCAUGGUGCUUGACAGUGGAGCCGAUAUGUCGGUAUUGCCUUUGGAGUUCAAGGAGAUUGGAGUCCCAUUGUCUAAGCGCAGCGUUCUUCGAGAUGCUCAAGGCCAUGUGAUGCGAGGAGGAGCCUUGAGACAAGCAAUCAUCAUCUUGGAGGACCAGAAUGGGAAUCAAGUUCACAUGCGUGAAACCUUUGCUUUGGCCAAUGUGAAUGAACCGUUAUUGGCCCUUGGGAAGUUGAUUAAGAAAGGUUGGAAGGUGAUUGGAGAGAAAGAUGGAGUUCAGCUGAGCUAUGGAGCAUUCAGCAAAUCAGUGCACUUCCGCAACAACUCUUUGGUGACCGAGGCUGUGAUCAGGAAGGUGGAAACCAAGGUCAUCAACGACGUCAAGGUCAGGGCGGUGACAAUAAGCUUUGAUGCCUGGAUGAGAAACAUGCUCAGUGUUCCUGGAUGGCAUCUGACUUUAGAUCGUCGUGUUCCUUUCCUGGUCAAGUUCAGCUCAAAGAACUACUCUGACUGCUACCCCCAGCUGAACCGUGUGGAGUUUCCAUACCGUUCUACAAUGAUCCUGAAGGAAUUGGAAUGGGAGCUUGUGGAGGUUGCAGACAGAAGUCAAUCAGAGGACGAGAUCGAGGAUGACCCUUUCUUCAAGCCCAAAGAGCGCGAGGCGGCAGAGCAGGAGAAGGAGAAACAAGGCUUUGGUUGGUUUGGCAAAACGUUGGAAGAUGGUGUCUACGAGAUUGAAGACGACGAUGAUGAUGCGCAGAUGGGUGUGCAACAUGAAGGAGCUGAAGGAGAUCCUCAUCAACGUGUUCUUCCUGAAGGUCCUGGUGAUGGAGAACUUGAAGAAAUCGAGAUUGAGGGCGAGAAGUACAACAAGAGGAGCUCUUUGAGAAAGCUUCGAGAAGGUCUUCGUCUCUAUGGUCUUCCCAAAGGACGUAGCAAAGAUGAUGCAUGGAGAAGGUUGGUUACCCACCACAACAACCUGGCAGAGAACCUUGGAGUGGAGAUAGCUCGAAGAGAGUUUGAGCGUCGAAAACAAGAUGAAGGUGGUGAUGGAGUUCGUGGACAAGUCAUUCCACUUCUUCCUACCAAAGCUGAAAGGCAACUUCAUGAACUAUGUCAUUGGCCCUACGAAACCUGGUGCCAACACUGCGUAGCAUCACGUGGGAAGUUAGACCCACACCACAAGCUGUCAGAGGUCAAUCUUCGAGCAGAAGCCAAAAGUGAAUUUCCUGUGGCCAGCAUGGACUUCGCUUUCGCAAAGUCCCUGAAGGAGCCAGAAGAAGAAGAUCGAGAAGAAAUUCGACGUCAUGGAGGUGAUCAAAGGAUGGGUGUGUCUCUGGUCGUGACAGAUGACUGGACACGUGGCGUUUUGGUUUUACCUGUUCCUGGCAAAGGUCGUAUGCAUGCCAAAUACCUUGCAGAGCAGGUGGUGAGAUAUAUUGGGUCCUGUGGAUUUUCAACAUGCACCGUGAAGGCCGAUGCAGAGCCAGCAACCCUUCUGGACAUCAUCCAGAAAUGCAGACAGAAGCUUGGAUUCAAAACCAUGAUCAAGCACUCUGGCCCUGAUGACUCUCAGGGGAAUGGCCGUGUUGAGCGGGAGAUCCAAACUGCACGUGGUUUAGCACGUUCACUGGUAAGCCAACUGACUGAGAAUGCCAAGGUGGAGAUCAAUGUGUAUGGCCCCAUCUACCAAUGGGCAAUGAGACAUGCAGGUUGGCUACUUUCUCAUUAUAGACGGCAGUCUGGUUCCCCCACAGCAUACGAGAUGGUUUCUGGACGGAAGUACAUUGGCAAACUAGCCAUAUUUGGGGAGCGUGUUCUUGCAAGACUCCCAACAGCCAAUGGAGAAAACCGCUUCAAAACAGGUGUUUGGGUUGGAAAGACCGACCGUGCAGACUUCCACAUUGUCUUCACGGAGGGUGGCCUACGUUGGACGCGCACAAUUCGAAGAUUGCCGGUGCCAUUUGAGGCAGAAGCUUUGACGUUGGUGAAGGCAUGGCCAUGGAGCGUUUCUUUUGGUCAAAUAGGAGCCAAACAGUCAGCGCUGAUGACCAAGGUACCUGGCCUUGCACUUCCACCAGAUAUGGCCCCUGCAAUACGAGCAGAAGAAGCACAAGAGAGGCGUCGAGCUGCUGGAGUUCAAGCUGGAGGUGAACAAGAACAACAAGCUGGACAAGAUCGACAUCAAAGACAGGCAGGGCUGCAAGACGAAGCAGCCAGUGAUCCUUCAAGUACAUCUUCCAGUUCAGGCUCAGCAGACAAAGGUUCAAUGGACGAUGACACUCUUUUGGCAGACUUGUUGGCGGAGGUGAACGAGGACAAGACCUAUGAAGGUGGAGUCGAAACACCACCAAGCAGCCGUGGAGAUGGACAGAAGCGUGAUGGAGAGGAGAUUCCAGAAGAGGAUCAAAGCCCUAGCAAAGCUGCAAGGGAAACUUCAAGGAAAGCCAUGAGAUCAAGUUCAGCAGGUGUAUCAGGCAGUUCUACAACACCAAUUGGAGCUGCUGAAGUUGGACCCCUUCCUGCUGGAGAUGGUCAAGUACGCAUGGUUGUGGUUGGAGAAGUUUUAGAAGAUGGGGAUCAAGAUCUAGAGUUUCCAGACAAACCCCCAGAGCUUUCACCUGAUGAGAUGUUCGAGGUGGAGGCGCAAGCGGCUGAGAAGGAAGUGAUGCGGCUGAUUGACAUGGGUGUUUUGGUGAAAUCUCGAGAAGGGCAGUCCCUGGAGAAUGUCAACACGUUGACAACAAAGAUGGUUCUGGAUUGGCGCAAGCGUGAAGGAGAAUGGACAAGGAGAGCAAGGCUGGUGGCUCGAGACUAUGCUUGGAUCGACCCCAACAGAACAGAUGUCUUUGCACCAGCUGGAGGCCAAUCUUUGAUCAGAAUCAUCCCGGCGUUAGCACAACUGAAUGGAUGGUCCCUGAAGGUUUUGGACGUGAAGGAUGCCUAUCUGAUGUGUCCACAACCGAGAGAAGUCAAGGUAACCUUGGAUCAACAUCUUGCACAACGUCUUGGAGUUCAACGCGACUGGAUGCUUGGUCGUGUUCUACCUGGCCAACGUGAAGGAGCUGCAGAGUGGUUUAGCAAUUUGAAACAGACCUUGAAGGAGGCCAAUUUGGUCCCUUGUGCAGAAGCUCCCACAGUUAGGUCCAACAAGGAAAAGACGGUGGCAUUGCUGAUCCAUGUGGAUGACAUCGCAAUGACGGGCACGGACGAGGAGUUGGAAAAGCUCACAACGUUCCUGAAGACAAAGUACAAGGUGGCAAUUGAAGAAGGAGCAAAGCUGAGUUUCCUGAAGCCUAUAAUUGAGGUGGACGAGACUUCUACCAACAUCUACGUGAACGACAAGUACGUGGACGGUUUGGUUGCUUUGUUUGGAGGUGUGAGGAAAAAAAAGACACCUGGGGAGAUGAUCAUCAACGAUGAGCCAUUGACAGAUCCCCAGGACGUGCAGAAGUACAGGAUUGGAGUUGGAACAUUGCUCUAUGUUUCAAGCGACUGCCCCGACGUGCAGUACUAUGUGAAGGAGCUGGCAGGAAAACUUCAAACACCAACAAAGGGCGCUAUGGCAUCCCUGAUUCAACUGAUCGGGUAUAUGAGUGCCACCAAGGACAUCCACAUUAAGAUGGAAGGCCGAAAUCCAUCAGCAAGUUUCAGAAAGAAGGCUGAAGGUUUGUCGAGCUCACCGGACUAUGAGGAUGUUGGUGAGAUUUGCUUGGUCGAGGUGGCAACAGACUCAGAUUGGUCAGGGCAGAAAGAAACAAGAUCUUCUACAAGCUGCGGAUGUAUUUUCAUUGGAGGGAUUUGGAUAUACAACUAUUCACGUACCCAGCGCAACAUCACUUUGAGCAGCACAGAGUCAGAAUUUGUGGCACUGGUGUCUGGAGCCAGUGAAGGUCUAUUUGUUUGCGCUGUUCUUCGACAUUUGGUUGGAGAUAAGGUGGAGCUGAAGAUCUACGGCGACAACCCAAGUUAUAUGGCAAUCGCUGCAAAGGAUGGAAUUGGACGUGUAAAGCACUUGGACGGCCGACUACUUUGGAUCCAACAAAGGCAGGGCCGUAACUUCCAAUUGAGGAGGUUGGAUACAACAGCAAAUCCAGCUGAUUUGGGCACCAAAGCUUUACCGGGCAAAAGAAUACAUUUGCUCAUGUUCCUCUUGGGUUUUACAAAUGCCUGGGAAGAUUUGGGCGCCCAUGAGUUUGAGGAUGAGAAGGUGAAGAAAAGCUCAAAAGAGUAA
This is a messenger RNA of Cladocopium goreaui, 5403 nucleotides long. NCBI's taxonomy places the organism in Eukaryota, Dinophyceae, Suessiales, Symbiodiniaceae. The record is from the annotation of a GenBank genome assembly.